AUGUCUUUAUUUGAAGUAGACGGAUGGGGGCUAGAAAAACGGAAAUUAGGACUCGACAAAUCCAGCGUGGACAUUGAACCGAAAAAGCCGAGUAAUAACAGCUCGGGGGAGGAUAGAAGUCAGGACAAGCAGGAUAGAAGAGAGAAGAGUGGUAAGCGUGACAAGAACGACAAGAAAGGUAAGAAGAGAAGUAAAGAUGACACAGACUACGAAGCCAGUGAAAUCUCUGAGCAAAACGAAACGAAGAGGCAGAAAAGUGAAAUACCACCGGGGGUUCCUGAUGGAAUUGAUCCAUCGAACCUCACUCCUCUACAACGUAAGAUGCUUUCUAAGUUGAGUGGAUCUCGGUUCCGUUGGAUCAAUGAACAGUUAUACACGACUGACUCAGCAACUGCUUUGAGCAUGAUCAGCAAGCAGCCAGAGUUAUUCGAAGAAUAUCAUAAAGGUUUUGCUUCACAAGUCGAAUCGUGGCCGGAAAACCCAGUGGACACGUUCACUCGUGAGUUGGUCUACAGAGGAGUCAACAAGAUGGUGAGCUCUCCUGGCGGAUUACCUGGUGUUGUGGUAAACGGCCACAGGAAGGUAGUUGUGUCGGACAUGGGCUGUGGUGAGGCAAACCUCGCCGUGCAGAUUGAUAACUUCAUGGAAGAAUACAAGAAGGACGGGAAACAGGCGCUGAAGAAGUUCAAGAAAAAGUAUGGGGGCGGCAAAGAUGCUGCGUUGAAGAACAAGAAGCUCGAUUUCGAAGUCCACAGCUUUGACCUCAAGAAGAUCAACGACAAGAUCACCGUGGCAGACAUCAAGAACGUGCCCAUGGCGGAUGAGAGCUGCAGUGUUGUCAUUUUUUGUUUGAGUUUGAUGGGCACCAAUUUCUUGGAUUUCAUCAAGGAGGCAUCGAGAAUCCUCAUGAAGGGCGGCGAGCUCUGGAUCACCGAGAUCAAGAGUCGUCUCUCCGACCCGAAGUGUGUGGACUUCAUCAAAGCGAUCGAGGGUCUCGGGUUCAAGCUGAGAAACUUCGACGACGCAAACAAGAUGUUCACGAAGUUCGAGUUCUUCAAGCCGAUCAAGAGCGCCAAGGUGAGCAACGUCGGGGAAAUCAGAAACGGCCAAACCGAGGGCAAGUGGCUUCUCAAGCCCUGUAUCUACAAGAGGAGGUAG
Molecule: messenger RNA, 1158 nt
Organism: Pichia membranifaciens NRRL Y-2026
Lineage: Eukaryota; Fungi; Ascomycota; Pichiomycetes; Pichiales; Pichiaceae
Exons: 2
Coding region: 1-1158 (385 amino acids)
Biological process (GO): ribosomal large subunit biogenesis; rRNA methylation
Cellular component (GO): nucleolus
Molecular function (GO): rRNA (adenine) methyltransferase activity
Source: RefSeq, a predicted model, not a curated record